AUGGCUUCAAGGGCGUCCGAGUCGCAGAUAGACACGAGUGAGAUCUCGGUCAGUAGCAAGGAGGCCAUCGAAGACAAGACUGGUGUCGCCGUGAUUGCUACCAAAGAUGAAGCCGUGCCUGCUAGCGACGACGGCGAGAACUCGGAAGCCAUCAUUGUCACCGGUGCUGAUGCCGCUAUCCAUCUACUGCCGCUUCGAGAUGACUUCGAUAGCGUGUUAACCUUUCGCAGUAUUCUACUUGCCUCUGGACUUGCCUGUUUCCAGGCUGUGAUGUACCAGAUUUAUCAGUUCAAACCGACCGUUGUCACGAUUCAAGGAACCUUCAUCGUGCUCAUCUCUUACUUCGUGGGCAAUGCCUGGGCUAACUUCCUGCCCCGUGGGGAGAAGCUUGAGACUCGGUGGAGGGAGAAGAACGGCCAGGGAAAACUGCCCUGGUGGAUCACUGUGAUGAAGUUUGUCAAUUACGGACCGUGGGGACUGAAAGAGCACGCAAUCUGUUCAAUCACUGCUACCUCGGCCUCCAAUGCCUCUGCGAGCUCCAUGGUAUUUGCAGCACAGGAUCUGUUCUACAAUCUUCCCUUGAGCCCGGCAACGGUGAUAUUGAGUACUAUCUCCAUUGGUCUCUUUGGGUAUGGACUCUGCGGAAUUAUGCGUCCCAUCGCUGUCUGGCACACUGAGGCUGUCUACUGGAGUACCCUACCUACCGUGAAGACUCUCCAGGGACUUCAUUGGCAGCAAGUCAAAAACUCGAAGCCGUUGCGGUACUUCUGGUACGCAUUCACUGGCAUGUCUCUCUACGAGAUUAUUCCUGCCUACAUCUUCCCGUGGCUGAACUCUGUCUCAAUUCCGUGCCUGGCUGCGCAAAAGGCCACUGGUAGCAAAGCUGCUAUUCUCACCAAUGUCUUUGGUGGUGCGACCAACAACGAAGGUCUCGGUCUGUUUACGCUUUCGUUCGAUUGGCAAUAUAUUACAUCGUUCCAAACAUCCCUUCCUCUCAAACUUCAAAUUCACCAGGCCCUAGGAUUUUUUGUCUGCUUCAUUCUCAUGAUAGGCAUAUACUAUGGCAACGCCUGGGAUUCGAGAUCGCUUCCAUUCAUGUCGACGAGACUUCUGGCGAGCAAUGGCACCGCGUACCCCAUCAAUGACGUCUUCCCUGGCGGUGUCCUCGAUGAAACCGCCUUGGCCAAUUUCGGGUUGCCAAAGCUCACUGGAACGUUUGCCUUCUCGUUGUUCAUGGCCAAUGCUGCGAUUGGUGCCCUCAUCGUCCACUGCAUUCUCUUCUGGGGCAAGGAUAUCCUUCGGGCCUACAAAAGUUCGAGAGAAGGAAGAUAUGAUGAUCGGCAUCAUGAGCAUAUGGCCAAGCAUUACAAGGAGACUCCGUGGUGGUGGUACAUCGCUGUGCUUAUUGGCAGCUUUGUGCUCGGCAUCAUCGUCUGCACAAAAGAAAACAUCACUAUGCCCGUGUGGGCAUAUGUUGUCUCCCUAUUGGUUGGAUGCAUCAUUGCGCCCUUUAGUACCAUCCUCUACUCUCGCUAUGGUAAUGGUAUCGCCACGAACAAUCUGUCGAAGAUGCUGGGUGGACUCAUGCUUCCUGGGCGCCCCAUUGGAAACAUGUACUUUGCUGCGUGGUCGCAUAACGUCAUUUCCAACGCGGUUAAUCUUUCCAAUGAUCUGAAGAUGGGCGAAUACCUCAAGAUCCCUCCUCGAGUUAUGUUCCUGACCCAAAUCUACGGCACAAUUCUUGGUGGCUUCAUCAAUUACGCUGUUAUGAUCUCGAUUGUGUCAGGUAAUCGAGAGCUUCUCACCGGCGGCAACGGAAACUCAUCCUGGAGCGGUGCGACUAUCCAAUCUUAUAACACAAAUGCAGCAUCUUGGGCUCUAGCGCCCUAUAUUUAUAAGGCUGGCACUCCAUAUGGUGUCGUCCCGAUUGGUAUAGCCGUCGGCGCUGGUAUUGUGAUUAUCCACCGCAUCCUUUACCAGUUUAUUCCCAAAAUUGGGAAGUUCGACGUCUCGGAGAUCAAUAUGCCGCAGUUUAUCCAGUACGCCGGUUUCAUUCCCUACAACCAAUCCCAGACCUGUGUCAUCUUUUCCUGGAUCAUCGGCGGGUUCUAUGUUCAGUACUUCCUCCGAAACUACCGGCCCCGUAUUUUCAAGGAUUAUUCAUAUCUGAUCGCUGGUGCCUUUGAUGGCGCCAGUCUGACGGUUCUUUUCAUCCUCUCUUUUGCGGUUUUCGGGGCUGGUGGACCAUCCCAUCCGUUCCCAUCGUGGUGGGGAAAUAACCAGAAAGGGAACUAUGAUUGGUGUCCGGUCGCAGAGUAA
Molecule: messenger RNA, 2319 nt
Organism: Penicillium paradoxum
Lineage: Eukaryota; Fungi; Ascomycota; Eurotiomycetes; Eurotiales; Aspergillaceae
Product: OPT family oligopeptide transporter
Exons: 7
Coding region: 1-2319 (772 amino acids)
Biological process (GO): transmembrane transport
Molecular function (GO): oligopeptide transmembrane transporter activity
Source: RefSeq, a predicted model, not a curated record